This is a messenger RNA of Penaeus vannamei (Pacific white shrimp), 973 nucleotides long. RefSeq names its product putative aldolase class 2 protein RP493. NCBI's taxonomy places the organism in Eukaryota, Metazoa, Arthropoda, Malacostraca, Decapoda, Penaeidae. The record is from RefSeq and is a predicted model, not a curated record. Gene Ontology annotation, cellular component: cytoskeleton. Gene Ontology annotation, molecular function: actin filament binding.
AGUUGGAGUGGAGACGCGAUAACGGUCAGACCUCAGUCGCGUUGCUUCUGUUACCACCCGAAACCCUCACUCGCUCUGAACAGGCACGAUGUGGUCUCGCGCUGUAGUGACGCGCGUGCAGGCUCUGUCCAGGACCUUCACUUCCUCGUGCGCCAAGCCCUACGCGGUGCCAGAAGGGCCAUGGGGUGCCAACAGGGCUGCCCGGCUGGAGAUGGCGGUGGCUUACAGGGGCUUAGACCAGCUGGGGCUGAAUGAGGGCGUCUGCAACCACCUGAGCGUGAUGGCCCCGAGAGCAGAUGGCAAAGGGGAGGCCAUGAUGGUUUUCCCUUAUGGACUGCACUGGAGCGAGGUGACCGCCAGCAACCUGGUGAUGGUGGACGGCGACGCCAAGAUGGUCGAGGGCGACACGGAGCCGGAACUCGCCGCCUCGUGCAUCCACCUGGGCAUUCGCGAGGUCCGUCCCGAUGCCAAGGUGGUCAUGCACACGCACCAGCCCUACGUCACGGCUCUGAGUUGCCUCAAGGACCCGCGAUUGUUGAUGUGUCAUCAGAAUUGCCUGAGGUUUUAUGACCGGAUCGCUUAUGAUAACGAUUACAGCGGGACGGCGAUAGCGAUCGAGGAGGGGAGGAGGCUCGGCCGCAUGCUGGGUGACAAGGACGUCCUGUUCAUGGGCCAUCACGGUGUCAUCACAACUGCCUCGACCAUUGCUAUGGCAUUCGACCAUCUGUAUUACCUGGAACGCUGUGCAGAGCUCCAGAUCCUAGCGCUGGCGACGCAGAAGGAGGUGGAGCUCAUCCCGGAGGCGCACUGCCAGCCCAUGUCCGACGUCUUCUGGAGGGACAUGCAGAAGUACGCGGACUCCCACUUCUACUCCAUGUACAGGCGGCUCCGGAAAACUCAGCCGGAUUUUGAACUGUAGAUGGCUCGUGCAUUGUAAUAAAUUUGGUCUAGGUUUGGACCAACUAAUCUACCA